This is a messenger RNA of Eriocheir sinensis (Chinese mitten crab), 3084 nucleotides long. RefSeq names its product adenosine 3'-phospho 5'-phosphosulfate transporter 2-like (gene Papst2). NCBI's taxonomy places the organism in Eukaryota, Metazoa, Arthropoda, Malacostraca, Decapoda, Varunidae. The record is from RefSeq and is a predicted model, not a curated record. The transcript is spliced from 8 exons. Gene Ontology annotation, cellular component: Golgi membrane; endoplasmic reticulum membrane. Gene Ontology annotation, biological process: transmembrane transport. Bases 481 to 1605 code for a protein of 374 amino acids. Gene Ontology annotation, molecular function: 3'-phosphoadenosine 5'-phosphosulfate transmembrane transporter activity.
GAGGGAGGUAAGAGGAGGAGGUACGGAGGGGAGAAGAUUGGGAGGAGGAUUACGUGGGGUUGAUAGGGAGGAGGAGGAGAGGGAGAUGGCAAGCUAGGAGGAGGAGGAGGAGGAGGUGGGGAAGAUGACUGGGAAGGGAGGAGGAGGUAGGGGAGCCAACAGGGAAGAAGAAGAGGAGGAGGAAGAGGUAUUAGGAAAGACCGGAGGGGGAAGAAGGGAAGAACCAGAUAGGGAGGACCCGGAGGAGGAGGAGGAGGAGGAGUGUCAGAGCCAGGCUACAAGAGGAAGAAGAAGAACAGGAGGAAGAGAAGGGGAACUGAAGAAGAGGAAGAAGGUGCGUGACGUGGCUCCAGAUAAUGUUCCCGCGGGAGAUCAAUGGCAGGGGACAUGGUCAAGGGUGUUCCAGGUGCUAAUCUCAAAAACAAGGUGAACAGGUAGAGGACAGGUGUUGCUCCCUAGUCUGGCUAUCAAGGGUGAAGCAUGACUAAGGGGGAGAGUGUGUUUGUGCCCCUAGGGGAGGCUGGAGCCGAUGGGCCGCAGCCUCCCAAGAAGGUGGUCAAGUUCUUUGGCAUCCCGGUGUCUACCUUACCCGUGACCCUGCAGCUGAUCCUCUUGACAGCCUUGGUCUUCAUCUUCUACCUCAUGUAUGGAUAUGUUCUGGAGUUAAUCUUCACCCUUGAGGGCAUGCAGCCAUAUGGGUGGUACCUGACGUUGGUGCAGUUCGCCUACUACACCACGUUUGCCGUCAUCCAGUUACUCCUCUCCGGCGAGAGCCUCUCCAAAAAAAUACCUUUGAAGACCUAUGCAGUGAUUGCCAUAUUAACUGUUGGCACCAUGGGCUUCUCUAACUCUUCUGUUGGCUACCUGAACUAUCCAACCCAGGUGAUAUUCAAGUCAUGCAAGUUGAUACCGGUGAUGAUUGGAUCUGUUCUCAUUCUUGGGAAGCGCUAUUCCUUUGCUGAGGUUGUGGCAUGUGUCUGCAUGAGUGCUGGGCUGAUUUGGUUCACUCUGGCGGACUCGACAAUACAACCAACCUUUUCCAUCACUGGCGUGGUGCUAGUCAGUCUGGCUCUGUUAUGUGAUGCAGUCAUUGGCAACGUUCAAGAAGGAGCCAUCAAAAAAUACAAUGAGGGAGCUACUCAUGUUGUCCUCUACUCCUACAGCCUGGGGUUCAUUAUCAUCCUUUUAGGUCUAAUAAUGAGCAACCAGUUAUUUUCUGCUGCAUCAUUUGCUACACAGUUUCCCUGGGAGGUGUAUGGGCGAGGAGCAGUGUUGUCGCUGGCUGGGUUUUGUGGUGUGCAGGUGGUUCUCACACUAGUAACCCUGCAUGGAGCACUCCUAGCUGUUACCAUCACCACCUGUCGCAAGGCCCUCACCAUAUGCCUCUCAUUCGUCUUCUUCAGUAAACCAUUCACCAUACAGUAUGUGUGGGGAGGUGUUCUCGUCAUAGCUGGAAUAUACCUCAAUAUAUAUGGAAAGAAAAACAAGGGCUCUUCAACCCCUUUCUUGGUGUCCUUACAAAAACUGUACAUGGCAGUGCAGAGGAGUCUUGCACCCAAGGUGAGCACCAUAAAGGAAGGGGACUCCUCUUUGUUCAAUGUCUGAUACUGAACACUGUGAUCUUGAGAUUACUCUGUACUGUGGGUAUCAAAUGAUGGCUAUGAAAUCCCUGUACAAUGAAUGCUGUAGUGCUAACAUGCUGUGUUGUGGUUUACCUGAGCUCAGCACCGAGGUGUUGUGUGGGCUGUAGUUAUAAAAGUACAUGCACAAGUUCCUGCAGAGUGGAAUUUAUUACAUAUUGGUCUCUAAGACAUGGUAAUAAUUUAUAUAGUUUGAUAGUUGUGUGCUAGUGAUUUCAGAGCAGUUAUUGAUUUUAAUUAUAAGAAAUUUUAUGUUGUGUGUGAAUGAGUGUAGAUUUAUUAUUAUAUUUCAGCCUUAGAAUGUGAUACAUAUUUAGUUACCAUUCGUUCAGUAUUUUAAACUAUAUCUACUCGCUUCUAGGCACAUUUGCUAUGUCAAAAAAAUCUGAUUGUAGAUUUUUGCUUAAAAGCUCAAGAACCAAGUACUUAUAGUGAUUACAGUAAUUACUGUAAUUUUGACAGAGGUGCUAAGUUAUCCUGUACAAUAGCUAUACAGUGCUGUAAUGCAAGCUUCCCCAUGAACAUUAGUACCUUUGUAGGCAUUAUUAUUUUAUUGAAAGACCAAGAUAGCAGUAUUAUGGUAAACCAGCAUAUCAUCAUAGUCAUCGUGGCCUCAUUUCCCACACCACUGGGGGUGAGUCACAGACCUCAGAGAGUUGAGAGAAAGUGAAAUGAGUGUUUACACACACACACACACACACACACACACACACAGGAAAAGUUGGAUAAUUAUAGAUAUGGAGACGGGACCACAUGAGCGUAAGCCCAGGCCCUGUAAAAUUACAACUAGGUAAAUACACCUAAGUAAAUACACACACACACACACACACACACACAAACACUAUUCAAACAUCAUUGAUUCACAUUCCACGUAGCUAUCAGUAAGCUGAUCUAAGCUCAUCAAACUCAACUGUAAGCAUUUUAUUGAAACUGUUUUGUCCAUUGCCUGUUUUGUAGGGAUUUUAAAGCAUGAUGUUUAUAGAUAUAUUGGGUAAUGGUAGAUAGUUCAGAAAUAUGCUUUAAUUUCACCUCUUAUGAGUGUGCUGUUAACUUGAAUGAAGAUAUUCUGUUUAUAUGAUCUUCAUAUUUGCUCAAGAAAAGUUUCUAUCCUGAUACAAAUGCUGAAUGAUAUUUUUUCAAGAGAAUCAUUUAACUCUACUCUUCAAACUUGUAACUUUUAUGUAAGAAGUACAUAAGCAUUAGAGCUGGCCCCUAUGCACUGCUGGAUGGGGAGGGCGAUCAAAGGAGACUGCCCAUCCGUCUCCACUCCACCUGGGAAUGAAACCUGGGACCUCUCAUUUGUGAGGCAAGCGUGCUAACCACUACACUAUGAAGGUCCAUGUGUGUGUUGCCUCAGUGCUGCUUGUGGUUGUUUUAUUUUUCCAUUGCUGCAUUGCUAUUUUUAAAUAUGUUUUGUACAUAAUAUGAAACUUUAAAAAAAUCA